Molecule: messenger RNA, 500 nt
Organism: Serpula lacrymans var. lacrymans S7.9
Lineage: Eukaryota; Fungi; Basidiomycota; Agaricomycetes; Boletales; Serpulaceae
Exons: 4
Coding region: 191-448 (85 amino acids)
Source: RefSeq, a predicted model, not a curated record
CACUUUCAGUGCAGAUGCAUUUAGGUAAAUUCAAUUCGUUGGGACUGUGUUCCACACAUAUCCUGUAUGUCUCUCAGCAUGUAUAAGAGGUCGUAGAAGGUAAGCUACUCCUCAGACAAUUUCCAGACUCUUCAACCAGCCUUCUUUUCCUUUACAGUCUUCGCAUUAAGCUCAUCUCUCAAUCUCUAAUAUGUCGCAAGCUCAUUAUAGAAUGACCCUAAACAACUUGCUCCAGCAAAUCUACGGACCCCAGGCCACGGCAGUGUUGACUUGGGAAUGUGACCCUAGAGGCCCCAGUCAUAACGAAGUAUGGACCUGCGUCGCGAAGAUCAAAGGAAUCGAGUAUGGCCGUGGGGAAGGACGUAGCAAAGAUGCCGGUAAGGAAUUGGCAGCCAAAAUAGCCUUAGUGAACUUGCAAGAUGCUCUUGCUAGGGGGAGGCUUAACUGAUCUCAAGCUUUUCAUCCCCAUACUGCAUCCCCAACACUUAGUAAACCGUCUC